Messenger RNA from Macadamia integrifolia, 954 nucleotides. RefSeq lists its product as uncharacterized. The coding region runs from base 1 to 954 and encodes 317 amino acids. Lineage: Eukaryota; Viridiplantae; Streptophyta; Magnoliopsida; Proteales; Proteaceae. The record is from RefSeq and is a predicted model, not a curated record. The transcript has a single exon.
AUGCAUGUUCUGUUCUGGAACAUUCGGGGUGUCCGAAAGGAGGCUGUUAGGAGGGCUUUGAAAUAUCUCCUUAGAGAAUCUUCGCUACAGAUUUUAUGUGUGGCCGAAACGAUGGUUGAGGUCAGUAGUUUUCCUUCAUUAUUUUUUGAUAAUUUGGGUUAUGCGGCUGAGGUGAUUCCCAAUAAUUGUCAAGAUAGGGUGCCCAAUAUUUGGGUUAUCCGGAAGCGAGGUAUGGCACAUCCUUCCCUGGUUUCAAUGUCAGACCAACAACUCACUGUUGAAAUUGAUUGGAUGGGUAAAAGAGUUCUCAUGUCUUUUAUUCAUGCCAGUUGUUUCAAAAUUGAGCGUAUAUCUCUUUGGUUUGAUCUUGCUUUGAUUUCUACUACUACUUCUCCAUGGGUAGUUAUUGGCGACUCUAAUGCCACUCUAAUGUCUCAUGAGAAAAGAGGGCUGGGUAAUUUUAAUUUGGGGUCGACAGCAGAGUUCCAGGCUAUGGUUGAUACGUGUAUGCUCCUUCCCUGCCCCUCUCAAGGGAAAAAAUACACUUGGUCGAAUAACCAUAAAAGGGCUAAUGUGCUGCCGGUCUUGGACUGGAGUUUUUAUAAUGAGCAGUGGAUUGAUGAGUUCAAGAAUGUUUCCCAGCAGGUUCUCACAUGCUCUGCGUUGGAUCACUCUCCUCUAUUUAUUCAGUCUUUUGCUGUUCCAAAACCCCCCAACAUCCCAUUUCGCUUCCAUAGCUUUUGGAUGGACAACAACGGUUUUCUCCCGAUGGUGGAGAAUGUUUGGUCCCAGUCUGUUAGUGAAAACUCGAUUUCUAGACUAGCCCAAAAGCUGAAAUUUGUAAAAUUAGUUGUCAAAGCUUGGGCAAAAGGGGCUUUCCCUAAUCUAAAUGAGGAGGUGGAUAAGGCUACGUCAAAUUUAAAAAGAGUGCAGGAUUCUAUUGCUGAAUCAUGA